GGGAGGGAGGGAGGGAGAUUUGGAUUGAUUUCCUCAUCCAGCUUCCCGGACGGUGAGAUUUGGGACUAGCCACUGACGGGGGAGGCUAAGGGGGCGCAAUCGGCAGCUCCGUUUACAGCCCACUUCUCCCUGGAGAAGCCAAAGAUCCUGCCAAGAGGGGCAGGGGGGAGGGACCUGCGAGAAGAGCGCAGCCCCCGCCGGUACCUGGGGGAAGCUUGGAAGGCGCUCGCUACAGGGCUUGCUCGCCAGGCUACUCUUUCCCCCUCUCCCUCCCUCUUUCUCUCCUUUCUCCACCCCUCCAGCAGUUCCCGCGGAGCGGGGAGCCGUUUGGGGAGAACUAGCUAGCGUGGCGAAAGGGACACUUGGAGGACUAGGAGGCGUGCGGGUCCGCCGACUGGGCCGUGUGCUUGGAGCCAAGUAUGGAGUGGAGUUACCUGUUGGAAGUCACCUCCCUGAUCGCUGCCUUCUCCUUGCUGCAGCGCUCCAGCGGGGCGGCCGCCGCCUCGGCCAAGGAGCUGUCGUGCCAAGAGAUCACCGUGCCCCUGUGCAAGGGCAUCGGCUACAACUACACCUACAUGCCCAACCAGUUCAACCACGACACGCAGGACGAAGCGGGCCUGGAGGUGCACCAGUUCUGGCCCCUGGUGGAGAUCCAGUGUUCUCCCGACCUCAAGUUCUUCCUGUGCAGCAUGUACACGCCGAUCUGCCUGGAGGACUACAAGAAGCCGCUGCCGCCCUGCCGCUCAGUGUGUGAGCGAGCCAAGGCCGGCUGCGCCCCACUCAUGCGCCAGUACGGCUUCGCCUGGCCAGACCGGAUGCGCUGUGACCGGCUGCCCGAGCAGGGCAACCCGGACACCCUGUGCAUGGACUACAACCGCACUGACCUCACCACCGCCUCGCCCAGCCAGCCACAUCACCAUCACCCGCCGCCGCCGCCGCCCCCUUUGCCUGGCGAGCAGCCGCCCCCGGGCUCCGGGCACCACCGGCCCUCGGGGGGCCGGCCCCCGCACCGGGGCGCCGGCGGCAAGAGCUCGGAGGCUCCCGCUCCCCCGGCCCGGGGCGGAGGCGGGAAAUCCCGGGCCCCUGGCGGCGGCUCCUCCCCCUGCGAGCCCGGCUGCCAGUGCCGCGCGCCCAUGGUGUCGGUGUCCAGCGAGAGGCACCCCCUGUACAACCGGGUCAAGACGGGGCAGAUCGCCAACUGCGCCCUGCCCUGUCACAACCCUUUCUUCAGCCAGGACGAGCGCGCCUUCACCGUUUUUUGGAUCGGCCUCUGGUCUGUGCUCUGCUUCGUCUCCACCUUCGCCACCGUCUCCACCUUCCUCAUCGACAUGGAGCGCUUCAAGUAUCCCGAGCGACCCAUCAUCUUCCUCUCCGCCUGCUACCUCUUCGUCUCGGUUGGCUACCUGGUGCGUCUGGUGGCAGGGCACGAGAAGGUGGCGUGCAGCGGCGGGGCGGCUGGAGCUGGCGGCGCGGGCGGGGCGGGCGGCGGGGCCGGGGCCGCGGGGGCCGCGGCGGGGGCCGCCGGGGGUCCCGGAGGGCGGGGCGAGUACGAGGAGCUGGGCGCCGUGGAGCAGCACGUGCGCUACGAGACUACGGGCCCGGCGCUGUGCACCGUGGUCUUUCUACUCGUCUACUUCUUUGGCAUGGCCAGCUCCAUCUGGUGGGUGAUCCUGUCGCUCACCUGGUUCCUGGCGGCGGGCAUGAAGUGGGGCAACGAGGCCAUCGCGGGCUACUCGCAGUACUUCCACUUGGCCGCCUGGCUGGUGCCCAGCGUCAAGUCCAUCGCGGUGCUGGCGCUCAGCUCGGUGGACGGCGACCCCGUGGCCGGCAUCUGCUACGUGGGCAACCAGAGCCUGGACAACCUGCGGGGCUUCGUGCUGGCGCCGCUGGUCAUCUACCUCUUCAUCGGCACCAUGUUCCUGCUCGCCGGCUUCGUGUCGCUCUUCCGCAUCCGUUCGGUCAUCAAGCAGCAGGGAGGCCCCACCAAGACGCACAAGCUGGAGAAGCUCAUGAUCCGCCUGGGCCUCUUCACCGUACUCUACACCGUGCCCGCCGCCGUCGUGGUAGCUUGCCUCUUCUACGAGCAGCACAAUCGCCCCCGCUGGGAGGCCACCCACAACUGCCCCUGCCUGCGGGACCUGCAGCCGGACCAGGCCCGCCGGCCGGACUACGCCGUCUUCAUGCUCAAGUACUUCAUGUGCCUCGUGGUGGGCAUCACUUCGGGCGUCUGGGUCUGGUCGGGAAAGACGCUCGAGUCGUGGCGGGCCCUGUGCACCCGCUGCUGCUGGGCCAGCAAGGGAGCCGGCCCGGGCGCAGGAGCCGCCGCCGCCGCCGCCGCCGCCGUGGGCGCGGGAGGAGGAGGAGGGGGGGGAGGAGCAGGAGCAGUAGGGGGAGGCGGCGGCGGGGGAGGAGGAGUGGGAGGCGGAGGAAUGGGAGGAGGGGGCUCCAUGUACAGCGAUGUCAGCACCGGCUUGACGUGGAGAUCGGGCACCGCCAGCUCGGUGUCCUAUCCCAAACAAAUGCCAUUAUCCCAGGUCUAGAAGGGGGGGCGGCUGUGGGCCAAAGGAGAGGACUUCGCGGAAAAGGACUAGGCGGGGGCGGGAAGAAAAGGGGAGAAGGGACCUUUGACUGUCUGAAGUUCCCACCCCCGCCCCCCCUCGCCUCUGUUGAUUGCUAUUAGCAUGAUAAUGAAGUCUUAAUGGUGUCCAUUAGCCGGGACUUAAAUGAUUGGGUUAGAACAAUGUACCUGGCAUUGAAGACUCGCCGACCGCGUCCCCUCCCUCCCCCCUUCUCUGCCAUUUAUAUGCAAGGAACUCUUACUGCAAGGCUAUGUUAAUUUUUGUUGUUGUUGUUGUUGGCGAAGGAGGGCGGACUCGGCCCAAUCUCUGGAACGGAAGGCAAGAAGCUUUCACUCCUGGUCCUGUGCUCGGCCUGGAAACCCAAAGUGCAGCACAUGUUUGAGGGCUGUGACUUCCUUCCCCCCGACACCUCCAUUCACUCUCUCCCAUAAACUCUCGUGAUUAACAUAUCCCAGAGGAGAGAUGAUCUCGCUCUAAUGGGACUGCAAGAUCUGGGUUUUCUCAAGGACCAGGCAAAUGCCUUAAACAAACAAACAAACAAAACCAUGUCUUAAUUAUACACCCCAAGUAAAUACGGGUUUCUUACAUUAAAGGAUGUAUUUAUAUAAUUAUUUGUUAACUUGUAAAAAUAUGUAAAAUAUGUACAUAUCAAAAGAUAUACUGUCUGUACAUUUUUUUGUAAAAAGUUUAGAGGCUACCCCUGUAAGAACAAAUAUGACUAUUCUAUUUUGUCAAUAAAAUGACUUUUGAUAAAUGAUUUCAGCUUUGCCCUCUCCCCCUGCCUGUUCUAAACUGUUACUCUUUCAACUACAUUU
Messenger RNA from Sarcophilus harrisii (Tasmanian devil), 3394 nucleotides. It is a transcript of the gene FZD8, whose product is annotated as frizzled class receptor 8. Gene Ontology annotation, molecular function: Wnt receptor activity; Wnt-protein binding. The transcript has a single exon. The record is from RefSeq and is a predicted model, not a curated record. NCBI's taxonomy places the organism in Eukaryota, Metazoa, Chordata, Mammalia, Dasyuromorphia, Dasyuridae. Bases 420 to 2540 code for a protein of 706 amino acids. Gene Ontology annotation, biological process: non-canonical Wnt signaling pathway; canonical Wnt signaling pathway. Gene Ontology annotation, cellular component: plasma membrane.